AUGUUCUGCCUCAGAAGCUGGCUCCCACUCCUCUUCAUCCCUACCAACGCAUCGCCGGCCUUCAUCUUUCUCUUCUUCGUAUGCACCUACUUCCUCAACCGACCCUGCGUAUACUGCUCCAUCCUCCUGCUCAUCCUCUUCCUCACAUCGUGCAACUGGUCCGACCGAUGUUUCUUCGACUUCCGGAGCAACUGGUUCCUGCCGCGGCCGAGCACCGUUGAUCCCUCACUCACCGCGACCGUGGCAGAAAUGGCGAAUUCCACAGCCAAGACGCUGGCGGGCGCGGCCGCAGACGCCAUUUCCUCCCGCAGUGCCGAGUGGACUGGUCUCGGGUUGGAGUGGCUGCGGACGUUGCUGGGCAAGAGAGAGUGGAAGGUCGACUGCAUGGACAUCUACAUCCAGCUAUGA
Metarhizium album ARSEF 1941 is the source of this 408-nucleotide messenger RNA. Its product is annotated as Bladder cancer-related BC10-like protein. The record is from RefSeq and is a predicted model, not a curated record. The coding region runs from base 1 to 408 and encodes 135 amino acids. The transcript has 2 exons. NCBI's taxonomy places the organism in Eukaryota, Fungi, Ascomycota, Sordariomycetes, Hypocreales, Clavicipitaceae.